UAACUCAACCAAUACAACGCAAGACACCAACCAAAAUUCGAAAUAAUUUCACUUCAUUACAAUUCCAAUUCCAAUUCCAAUUCAUCAAAAAAUGGAUUUGAGGCUAGUGGGUUUGGACUCCCCAAUCUUCCACACUCUCCAGCACAUGAUGGAUGUGGCUGCCGCAGCCGAAGCUUCCGCCGACGCAGCUUCCACUGACAAGUCGGUGAACGCAGCGUCGCGCAACUACGUCCGCGACGCCAAGGCCAUGGCGGCGACACCUGCGGACGUGAAGGAGUACCCGAACUCGUACGUGUUCAUCAUCGACAUGCCCGGGCUGACGUCAGGGGACAUCAAGGUUCAGGUGGAGGACGACAAUCUGCUUGUGAUCAGCGGAGAGAGGAAGCGUGAGGAGGAGAAAGAUGGGGCUAAGUAUUUGAGGAUGGAGAGGAGGGUUGGGAAGUUGAUGAGGAAGUUUUUGUUGCCUGAGAAUGCUAAUACUGAUCAGAUCUCUGCUGUUUGUCAGGACGGUGUGCUCACUGUGACCGUGGAGAAGUUGCCUCCUCCUCAGCCCAAGAAGCCCAAGACAAUCGAGGUCAAGAUCGCUUGAAAAUUCAGGGUCAUGAGUUUAAUUCCCGAGUGUUUGUGGUUUUUUUCUCUUUUCUUUUGUGCUUCUUCUUAUCUUAUGUUAGGCCGUUUGUGUUUUGGGAUCAACCCCAAGCUUUCAUAUGCUGUUUGUUUAUAAUGGGUGAUGAUCGUGCAGUGAGUCGGUAACUAUGCUUUUGUUGAUGAUGGAAUAUUAAAAUUAUGCUAUUAUCUAUUAGGAACUUGCCUUUAUCUUCU
Messenger RNA from Camellia sinensis, 822 nucleotides. Its product is annotated as 17.3 kDa class II heat shock protein. NCBI's taxonomy places the organism in Eukaryota, Viridiplantae, Streptophyta, Magnoliopsida, Ericales, Theaceae. The record is from RefSeq and is a predicted model, not a curated record.